AUGGAUUUUUCCCAAACUUCUGUGUUCUGGGACAACCCUCAUGAAAUAGUCAAUAAUAGGAAAUUUGAUACAGCCAUUAGAGACAGUUUCUCCCAGCCCAUCAAAACUAGUAAAGAGCUGUUGGGUCCGGAUGAACGAUUGUUAAUGCAUGUGGUUGCUGAUCUCCCAACAUCUACUAUACUUAAAGAAGAUCCUGACCAUUAUCCAAAAUUACUACUACAAAUUCUUCUAAACCCAGAAAACAUUAAAAUUAAUAGGAAUUCUCGAGAUCAUGAGAAGGUUGUACUACAGACUGUGGCAUUAACAUAUGAAAUGCAGAUGAAUUUCUGCCAUCAAGGAAAUAUGACAUAUAUGCGUAAUGAUAUCAUACGUAAAGUUGUAGAACAACAACUACCAGUCACGUCUUUAAUAUUAGCUUUAUUAGAGGUAGGUGAUAGACUCACGCAAACGAUUACUCAAAGUAAUAAAAUGUAUUCACCAAAAUAUUCAGGUCUAUCUGAAGCAGAUAGAAUGUCUACUUUCUUCAGUUUAAAUCGUGUCUCUUAUAAUGACUUAGGACUGGAAUUUAGAUGGACUCAUAAGUAUCUUAUUAUAGGAUUGUCGGGAGAAUGGUAUAUAAUGCCAAAAUCUGUAUUAUUAAUGUAUCAAAACAAAAUUUGCGACCUUAUAUCAGUCCUUUUAAUGUGUUUAUUCAGUGAAGAAAUAACAUUGCCAAGAUAUAGUUAUGAUAUUGUGGUAGACUUUAUUAAAGAAGGUUGUAAUCUAGGUAUCCAAUACAAAAAUAAAUUCUUCAACAUAGUGAAAGUAUUAGAAGGGCUUGUUACAGGAGAGAAUCUAAUCCAGAUUGAAGAAUGGAGUAAUAAAGAUUUCCUCAAAGGAAUAGUUAAUGAUUUAUAUGACAAAACAGGUUUCGAUUACUUUGGAUCUACGUUAGAGUCAAUUCUUAAAGAAUGUUCUAUACCUCUGAGACAAGAGAUAAGUUGUCUAUCUAAGAUUUUUGGUCAUCCAAUAGUUGACAUGGAAGCAGGAGCUAAAAGUUUAUAUCAAAAGACGAACGAAGAUACUGAGAUUGAUAUGUCAUAUGUGUUAACAUGUGUAAAUCAUUGUAAAGCAGAUUAUAUUCAGAAGAGUUGUAUCAAGUACAAGAAAUGGCCCCCAGCAGAGUUGCCUUCUAUUAAUACCCCAAAAGGAUUACAAAUGGCUUUUAUACAUGGAAGGGAUCCUGAUUCAAAUUUCAUCAGAGGGCGAUAUGGAGCUACAUUGAUUGCAGAUUACGUGUUUGUUGUUAUACUCCCAAAUAUGAGAUUUUCAAAACUUGAAAAUAUAAUACCUUAUUUGAAAGAUAAGACCGUCUCUACAUUAAGAUCAACUGUAAUUAGUUCGUAUAUAAACAAACAAGGAGAAAAAUACGGACAAGUUAAAUCAUCUUGGAAAGAUACUAGAUUAUUAUUAACAUAUUUAUUGAACCCUACUAUGGUUCAUGAUCAUGUGAAUUACAUUGAUCAGUAUUGUGAGGACGAAACUCUUGAUACAUUACUAGAUUAUUUAGUAAUUAGAAUAGUUCCUAAAGAGAAAGAGUUAAAAAUUGAGUUUAGAGGGUUUGGAUGUAAAACAUUUGAAGACAGAUGUAGAUCAUUAGCACAAGAAAAGAAUGUUAUGAGAUAUUUAGAUGAGUUUAGUGAUGAACAAGCUAUGACUCUAAGUGAAACGGCUCUAAUGAGGAAAUUAGAUGCAUUCCGAAGACUACAAUUUACAUUUAAGGACUUUGAAAUGUCUUUGAUACAAAAAUGUUAG
This is a messenger RNA of Psylliodes chrysocephalus, 1794 nucleotides long. The record is from the annotation of a GenBank genome assembly. Lineage: Eukaryota; Metazoa; Arthropoda; Insecta; Coleoptera; Chrysomelidae.